Messenger RNA from Strongylocentrotus purpuratus (purple sea urchin), 1467 nucleotides. RefSeq names its product glutathione S-transferase. The record is from RefSeq and is a predicted model, not a curated record. Bases 469 to 858 code for a protein of 129 amino acids. Gene Ontology annotation, biological process: glutathione metabolic process. Gene Ontology annotation, molecular function: glutathione transferase activity. The transcript has 6 exons. NCBI's taxonomy places the organism in Eukaryota, Metazoa, Echinodermata, Echinoidea, Camarodonta, Strongylocentrotidae.
AUUUUCCGGGCGCACUUUGAUCCAGCGUGUGUAGGUACGCCUAAAUGACUACACAAGUGAAUAUAUAGUCAUAUUCUGUUCACGUGUAUAUUGCCGUAUCGCAUUCAGCAGCAGCGGUGUAUCUUUGUCAAGUUCGUGGUUUUGAGCUCGCUCUACUCGUGUUGAAGAAGGAAAGAUGGCUGAACAGCAGAAGCCGAGGUUGUAUUACUUUAAAGGCAGGGGCAAGGCCGAGAUGACACGGCUGACCUGUGCAGCGGCAGGAAUCGAGUUUGAUGAAACCAACCUUAGGACGAGAGAGCCAUUUCUCCAGAUGAUCAAAGAUGGGAAACUGUUAUUCGGACAACUACCGCUGCUAGAGAUGGACGGUUGAAGCUUAUUGGGAGUGACAGCAUAGUUAGGUACCUUGGCAGGAAAGGAAAUCUCUAUGGUGACACCAAUGAAGAUAAAGCAAGGAUCGAUAUUCUUGUGAUGGGUGCCAAGGACUUUUUUGAUGGCGCACUUGGUAGCUACCUCUUUGCUCCGAAUCCUGAAGACAUCAUCGAACGAAAGGUCCUAACGAUAGCUAACGACAAAUACCUCCCAGCAUUCGAAAAGACUCUGACAGAGAAUAGCUCCGGUUUUCUCGUUGGAUCUCGUCUUUCUAUCGCAGAUAUCGUUGCCUUUGACUCCCUCACACAUAUCACCGACUCGCCCUACCCAAAACUCGCCUCAGUCCUUCAGGGGUAUCCCAAAUGCGCGGCAUUUGUUGACUUCAUCGCCAGUCAGCCUGGCAUCUCGGAGUACGUGACUAGCUCGAGAAGGAGUCCAGUUCCCACCAAAGAAUACAUCAUUGACGUCAAAGCGACGCUUGCUUGGUGAUCAUCGACGACAAGGCGACUCAGGAAAAAUAGUUCAACGUAUACUAGGGAUAUAUUUGCCACUCCUUGAUAAUCUGUACCAAGAGAGAGUCUCAUCUAAAUUUAAACAGGCAAUGCAGGACCCAUCCACUCAACGAGAACUUUAAAUUUAACCGUUCAGGUAUACGUCUGAGUGUGUGCACCGCGCAUACAGAAAACCCGUCUCAGGCAAUCUUUUGUUCCCAACGCCAUUCACCUCUUUAACGCACAAGCCCGGAGGUCUGGAACUCAAACGUAAAUACUGGUCUCAACUUAUUAUUUGUUUUUUUAAUUUAAUUUUUGUUAGGGCUCAUAAUACUAAACUUACCUACUUUUUCAAAUAAACACAUAGUAAGCUUAAUAAUGUUCAAAUUUUCACUUGAAAUGUUAUAGAUGCAGUUCACGUUAUACUGCAAUCAAUGUCCAUUGUAUGUAUUGUUCCGUUUCCAAUGUAACAAUCAUUUUCAGAAUGUUAUUAUGUUUGUGACGAUGUAAAUUUGCCAUUAUUGUACAAUGACUGUAAAACCAGUGAAAACAGAAAUUCCUGAAAGGGACAAUAAAUUUCAAUUCAAUUCAAUUCAAUUCAAUCUGA